Chrysochloris asiatica (Cape golden mole) is the source of this 4419-nucleotide messenger RNA. It is a transcript of the gene NUP153, whose product is annotated as nucleoporin 153kDa. The transcript has 22 exons. Gene Ontology annotation, biological process: RNA export from nucleus; protein import into nucleus. Gene Ontology annotation, cellular component: nuclear pore. The record is from RefSeq and is a predicted model, not a curated record. Lineage: Eukaryota; Metazoa; Chordata; Mammalia; Afrosoricida; Chrysochloridae. Bases 1 to 4419 code for a protein of 1472 amino acids. Gene Ontology annotation, molecular function: structural constituent of nuclear pore.
AUGGCCUCGGGAGCCGGAGGAAUAGGAGGGGGCGGCGGCGGCGGCGGCAAGAUCCGGACGCGGCGUUGCCACCAGGGGCCAAUUAAGCCUUAUGCGCAGGGACGACAACAGCACCAGGGCAUUCUUAGCAGAGUUACAGAAUCUGUCAAGAAUAUUGUGCCUGGAUGGCUGCAGAGAUAUUUCAACAGGAAUGAAGAUGUAUGCAGCUGCUCAGAUAGGAAUGAAAUGCUGCCACACUGGCCAGAAAAUAACGAGGAUGAUCGCCUUCUGUAUGCUGAUGAGGAGAGCGCUAAUGUAAAUGAUGGGAGGGCCACUCCUGAGCCAACAGGCACAAACACAGAAGAACCCUCAACAACUAGUACUGCUUCAAACUAUCCAGAUGUAUUAACAAGACCUUCUCUUCAUCGGAGCCAUCUGAAUUUCUCUGUGUUGGACUCCCCUGCAUUGCACUGUCAGCCAUCCACCUCCUCGGCAUUCCCAAUAGGCAGUUCUGGAUUUUCCCUUGUAAAGGAAAUAAAAGAUUCUACCUCUCAGCACGAUGAUGAUAACAUCUCAACUACCAGUGGUUUUUCAUCAAGAGCUUCUGAUAAAGAUAUAGCUGUUUCAAAGAAUACUUCUGUGCCACCUCUAUGGUCUCCAGAGACCGAACGUUCCCAUUCACUCUCACAACACACUGCCACCAGCUCAAAAAAACCAGCAUUCAACUUGUCUGCCUUUGGAGCACUUUCCCCUUCUCUUGGGAAUUCUUCAAUCCUUAAAACAAGUCAGCUUGGAGAUUCUCCUUUUUAUCCUGGAAAAACAACAUAUGGUGGGGCAGCAGCUGCUGCAAGACAGUCUAAACUACGAAAUACACCCUAUCAGGCCCCAGUCAGAAGGCAAAUGAAAGCCAAGCAACUCACUGCACAAUCUUACGGUGUGACUAGCUCAACAGCCCGGCGAAUAUUACAAUCUUUAGAGAAGAUGUCAAGUCCUCUAGCGGAUGCAAAAAGAAUUCCGUCUGUUUCUUCACCUUUGGAUUCUCCUCUUCAUAGGAGUGGAGUAGAUAUUUCAGAUUAUCAAGCCAAAAGAGAAAAGGUAAGGAUGACUUUAUAUCCUCCUGUUCAGCGACUCAUGACCCCCAAACCAGUUUCCAUAGCAACUAAUCGAAGUAUUUAUUUUAAGCCAUCUCUUACCCCAUCUGGUGAAUUGAGGAAGACUAAUCAAAGAAUAGACAAAAAGCACAGUACUGGAUGUGAAAAAUCUAUGACAUCAGGACAAAACAGAGAGCAGGGAGAAAGUGGUUUUUCAUACCCAAAUUUCAGUACGCCUGCCGCCAAUGGAUUAUCUUCUGGAGUGAGUAGCGGAGGCGGCAAGAUGAGACGAGAGAGAACGCGCUUUGUUGCAUCUAAACCUCUAGAGAAAGAGGAAAUGGAAGUACCAGUAUUACCGAAAAUCUCUCUACCAAUUACCAGUUCUUCACUGCCUACCUUCAGUUUUAGUUCUUCUGCGAUUACUACUUCCUCUCCAUCACCCAUCAGUCCUACACAGUUAUUAACAAAUAAGGUACAAAUCAGCUCUCCGGGUAGUUCUGGCAGUCCCAUGUUUAGAUUUUCAUCUCCAAUUGUAAAAUCUACUGAGGCGGAUGUACUACCUCCAUCAUCUAUUGGAUUUACGUUUAGUGUGCCUGUUGCAAAAACAACAGAACUUUCUGCCUCCAGUAGUACUUCAGAAUCAAUCAAAGGUAGUUCAGCACAAGAUAGCACUUCAGUGCACAGUACGAGCGGUAAGAAGAAGCUAGAUGAAGAUUGUGAAGGCCCCUUUAGACCAGCAAAAAUCCUGAAAGAAGGAAGUGUUCUAGACGUUUUGAACGACCCUGGUUUCCUGUCACCGAAGGCAGAUUCUCUUACUCAGCCUCCCACAACAAGCCCUGUCAUUUAUACAAGACCAGCAAUAAGUAGCUAUUCUUCUAGUGGAAUCGGGCUUGGGGAAAGUUUAAAAGCUGGAUCAUCUUGGCAAUGUGAUACUUGUUUCAUCCAGAACAAAGUUACAGACAAUAAGUGCAUAGCCUGUCAAGCCACAAAGAUACCACCAAAAGAUACUGCUAAACAGUCUGGAAUUGGGACAGCAAAUAAAAGUGGCAAGCCAACUCUUCCUGCAUCAGGGACAGGCUUUGGAGACAAAUUCAAACCAGCAGUAGGAACUUGGGAUUGUGAUACCUGUUUAGUGCAAAAUAAACCUGAAGUGGUCAAAUGUAUAGCUUGUGAAACACCAAAACCUGGAACAGGUGUGAAGCGGGUCCUUCCACUGCCAGUGACUUCAGAGAGUGUUGUAACUGUUUCAUCUUCCAGCUGCACUGUGACCACCGGGACCUUAGGAUUUGGAGAUAAAUUUAAAAGACCUUUGGGAUCUUGGGACUGUCCAAUGUGCUUUAUUUCUAAUAAUGCAAGCGACAGUAAAUGUGUGGCCUGUAUGUGUGAGAAACCAGGAAGCUCAACACCUACUUCAAGUAGCAGCACGCCACCAGUCUCUGUGUCUUCUGGCAGCUCUCUAGGAUGGGACAAGUUCAGGAAACCCGAGGGCAGCUGGGACUGUGAAGUAUGCCUUGUACAAAACAAAGCAGAUUCCACCAAAUGUGUAUCGUGUGAAAGUACAAAGCCAGGCACAAGAUCGGAGUUUAAAGGUUUUGGUACAUCUGCAUCAUCUUCGAACCCAGCUGCUUCCUCCUUCAAAUUUGGUAUCCCUUCCUCCCCUUCUGGUCCUUCUCAGACUUUAACCAACACUGGAAAUGUUAAAUUUGGAGAUCAAGGAGGCUUCAAAAUAGGAGUAUCAUCAGAUUCUGAGUCUGUAAAUCCCAUGAGUGGAGGCUUUAAAUUUUCUAAACCAACUGGAGAUUUUAAAUUUGGAGUCUCAUCGGAUCCUAAACCUGAAGAAGAUAAAAAAGACAGUAAGACUGAUAAUCAUUUUAAAUUUGGACUUCCUUCUUCUGGUGUAAGCAAUCCAACUCCUUUAACUCCAUUUCAAUUUGGAGUACCUAACGUUGGGCAGCAAGACAAGAGAGAACUUCCUAAACCUGCAUCUGCAGGCUUUAGUUUUGGUACAGGCGUUACUAACCCUACCCCUGCUGCUAGGAAUACCGCAGUGACCUCAGAGAACAAAAGCAGCUGCAACUUUGGAACCAUAGAAACUAGGAGUGUUUCAGUGGCUCCUUUCACAUGUAAGAUGUCAGAAGCGAAAAAAGAAGAAACAUCUGCCACCAAACGAGGGUUUACUUUUGGCAACAUGGAACAUGCUUCCCUGCCAUCUGCCUCAGUGUCUGCUUUGGGAAGGACAGAGGAGAAACAGCAGGAGCCUGUCACUUCUACUUCUCUAGUGUUUGGAAAGAAAGCUGACAAUGAAGAGCCAAAGUGUCAACACUUGUUUUCAUUUGGUAAUUCAGAGCAAACCAAAGAUGAGAGUUCUUCAAGUUCGACUUUGAGUUUUGUUAUGGUAAAACCAUCUGAGAAAGGAUCAGAACAGCCAGCAAAGGCCACUUUUGCUUUUGGAGCUCAAACCAAUACUACAGCUGCUGAUCAAGGAGCAGCAAAGUCCGUUUUCAGUUUCUUGAGCAACAAUUCCUCGAAUCCAAGCCUAGCAGCCACUUCGGCUAAUGCUGGUCUAUUUGGUAGCUCCACCACUUCUUCCAAUCCACCUGUGGCUGCCUUUGUGUUUGGACAGGCCAGCAAUCCUGUGAGCAACUCUGCCUUCGGUAACUCUGCUGAAUCCAGUACAUCUCAUCAGGGCAGCAAAGCAGCAACCACAUCUAGCACAGCUGCCGCUGUUACCCCAUUUGUCUUUGGUCCAGGAGCCAGCAGUAGUACUACAGCAAACACUGGUUUCAGCUUUGGAGCUACAACCACAUCUAGCUCUGCAGGUUCCUCAUUUGUGUUUGGCACUGGACCUUCUUCAACGCCAUCUGCCAGCCCUGCAUUUGGUGCUAGCCAGACCCCAACAUUUGGGCAAAGUCAAAGUGCCAGCCAGUUGAACCCUCCAAGCUUUGGAUCGAUUUCAUCUUCAACAGCAUUAUUUGCAGCUAGUUCUCAGCCUGCACCCCCUACAUUUGGGACAGUAACAAGCAGUAGCCAGCCUCCUGUGUUUGGCCAGCAGCCUGGCCAGUCUGCAUUUGGUGCUGGGGCAGCUCCUAAUCCUAGUUCGGUUUUUCAAUUUGGUAGCAGCACUACAAAUUUCAACUUCACAAACAACAAUCCAUCAGGAGUGUUCACAUUUGGUGCGAAUCCCAGCACACCUGCAGCCUCAGCCCAACCUUCAGGCUCCGGGGGAUUUCCAUUUAGUCAGCCAACAGCAGCCUUUACUGUGGGGUCAAAUGGGAAAAACGUGUUCUCUUCUUCUGGACCUUCAAUUUCUGGUCGCAAGAUAAAGACGGCUGUUAGACGUAAGAAAUAA